ACAGGGGCGCCGAAUCCUGCGCGUUCUACAUUUUACAUUCGGCUGGGCCAGUUCUCCGACACAGUCGAGUCCGUACGCGUGUUGGGCAACGGCAGAGCCGGUCACGUGGCAUCCCCAGCGGAUGUGUGGAAAGUGGCUAGUGUUGCCUCGUAUCCGGGCGCCUCCCGUUCCUAUCCUGCCGGCCGACCGGAGGCAAGUUUCGAGCGCACUGCUGCUAGAUUGCAACGCGACCCGAGCAGUCCCCUUCUCCUCCCCGGAGCCGCCUCCCAAUCCUCUCUCCGGACAAGUUCUCCCCCGUACGUAGAAUCGGUAGACAGCUCGGCGGUCCUGCUCGCCGCUGUCAUCAGUGAGCGCCUCACCAACUUGGCUCACGGGAGCACGCCGCGAUGGAGCUUCUCUUCGCUCACGCCCGGUCGCUCAAGACCAACCUGUGCCGUGACCUCAAUAACCUGUCCAAGAGGAUCUUCCUCAACGUCCCAGAAUUCUGGCCGUCACCGUCUGCGGUCAACUGCUUCGGCUGUAUUGGAGAUGUGCCGGAGUUCCAGAGGCACAACCCAUACAUUCUGACGGGAUACCGAAAGUUUGAAACCAGCAGCGCGUGCAUCCGGGGAAUCUUCAGCUGGAACAACGAGACAGUCAACAUCUGGAGUAAUCUGGUGACGCUCGGUCUGCUGGCGGCUCUUCUACUCGAGGACCACAACAGCCGGUUCCAGGAGCUCAAGAUUCCCUUCUGGGACAGGUGCUUGUCCUCCCUUCUUGCUGUCUGCUACGGCGUCAUGCUCGCGCUCUCGACUCUCUAUCAUCUCUUCAGCUGUACCUCCGCUCCGGGGGCAAGGUACUGGUACCUCUGGGACAUCUUCGGCAUCUGCUUUAGCGUUUUCGCCUACAUCGCUGGCUUCACCGUGCUCCAGUUUUGGUCGCAUCCCCUAUGGAUGGCCGUGUAUCUCCUCGCCGAGACUUGCAUCGCCUUGGUGCCAUUUUACUUGGCGCUGGUGAAGAAAUUCGGUUCCGAGAAGUUCGACACCCUUCGAAUCAGAUCCAUUGGAGUGCUGGUGCUUUUCAGCUUGAUACCGAUGACGCACAGCGCUUUCCUGAACCAUCCGGCGCUGGUGGCGGCCACGUUACCCGGUCACGUGACGGUGUUCGCAGUGCUCUUUCUAUCAUUCAUUGUGUUCUCCACGAGGAUACCAGAGGUGAAGUACCCAGGCGCCGCGGACAUUCUAGGCUCCAGUCACCAGUUCUGGCAUCUAGGCAUUUCUGUGAGCGUCUUAGCUGCCCAUGAACUCUACUUUGCUUACUUACCUCACCGUGACAUUAGCAGUUAACCGUCUUCGCUGUUUUAGCAAACACUCUGUUUAAAAAAGGAAGUAGGCGGGCGUGGUUGCAAAGACGAAACAUACCGUUAUUGUUAUCGCGGCUAGGUAGAAAUUACCAAAGACUGCAGUAUUUUGUUGCGUUACUCUGGUACAUACUCAUCUAAGUUUACUAUGGAAGGGGACGAAUAAUAAAUGGCGUUUUUGUUACUA
Ixodes scapularis (black-legged tick) is the source of this 1526-nucleotide messenger RNA. RefSeq names its product progestin and adipoQ receptor family member 3. NCBI's taxonomy places the organism in Eukaryota, Metazoa, Arthropoda, Arachnida, Ixodida, Ixodidae. Gene Ontology annotation, cellular component: membrane. Gene Ontology annotation, molecular function: signaling receptor activity. The transcript has a single exon. Bases 387 to 1325 code for a protein of 312 amino acids. The record is from RefSeq and is a predicted model, not a curated record.